GAGGCGGUUCUGCACUCAGCCCUGAGCUCUGAAAGUAGCCUGCACACCUAUGACAUCGUGGUUGUGGUCAUCUACUUUGUCUUCGUCAUCGCUGUGGGGAUCUGGGCAUCAAUCCGUGCAAACCGAGGGACCAUUGGUGGUUAUUUCCUGGCAGGCAGGUCCAUGAGUUGGUGGCCGGUGAGUGCCCUCACACAUCCCCCUACCCACAUCCCCCUGUCAUCUUCUCUUGCCUGAGCCAAGGUACCAGCCUCCCAUUGGGGUUCCCAAUUCUAGACUCCUCUGUCACCCUAAUCUACCCCACACUCCAAGUGGCCUUAAUAACACAGCUUGACAAGCCCCACUAGAACCUUCUGAGUGUGGGUCGUAGGCUUUUUCUAGACCCACAGAAAUAGAGCUAGAGUGUCCCUACCCUAGAGUAGCUCAGAGCUGAGUGGACAGACGGACUCAUGAACAACAUGAUUAAGCUGGGCUAGAUGAAACCCUCGGGGUCUCUUAAGAGCUUCAAGGUUGCCCCUGCACUGGGCAGUAGGCUGCAGUUUUGGGGGGUAAGCUCCUUGGGAAGGAGCCAUUGAAUAAAUAGUCAAGUGAGGAGAUUGAGGAGCACAGUCCCUGACUCCACAUGAAACUAAUCCCUCAAGUGUUCCUCCUGUUCUAGCCCAUCAGACCACCCCACAUUUCUACUGGUCCUCGAAACUCAAUAGGAUGGAAGGAGGUGAGCCCUGUUUGGAAAACUAGUAGUGGACUCAUCAGUUCUGGUGGGAAAUGAAGCUGUGUGCACACUCAGGCUGUGUGCACACCCAGGCCUGCCAGCCUCACAUUCAUUCAUACACACUCAGGCACCCAUACACAUUCCUACAGGCCCACAUACACACACACUUGCACACUCACACAGUUUCCUACUCACACACUCACACAAUCGCACCCUCACACACACUCCCAUGCAGUCUUACACAUUUUCUCACACUCAUUCUUGCAUGUCCUCUUACAGUCACAUGCUUCUUACUCUCACGCUCACACACUCAUAGUCACGACCCCGCUCUCACACACUCCCUCCAGCACAUACUCUAGAGAACUAAACCCAUGGAAACAGCUCUGCUUAGCCAGGGACUCCCAAAGGGCAGUCCUGGAACCCACGUAGACACCAAGUACGAAGCUCAUCAGGACAGGCUGUUCUGUCCGGCUCAGAAGAAAGCCUAGGCCCUGCUGCCCAAGCUCCAGCCUGCAGAGGGCAGAGUGUCGGCCCAAGUGGGCCUGAAGAAAGCCAGGCUUCCAGCAGGAGCUGUCUCAGCAGGGCUCCCAGGGACCCAUGAGCCCCACACAGUAAGUGCAGUGUGCUGCUGCCACCCUUGGGGGACCAGUUGUGAACUGUGCCUCCGACACCUGAAGCUUAAUCUAACCUGAGCCAGGUUGGGUGCAGUUCCAACCCCAGAUGCCUGAAAUAAUUAACUCCAUGCUCAGUUCAGCACUAUUGCAGCAGCGUGCCCAGGGGUCUUUCUUGCCUGUGCUGACGCUGUGCCCCUGCAGAGUGUCCCAGCAAGGCUGUCAGCAGAAGAAUAGCAGCCAUCCCUGCUCAGAGAGGCCUGCGUGCUCCUCUUCUUCUUACCUUCCACAUCUCCUGGAUUAGGAGUGGGGCGUCCCGGGGAGGGUGAGAUGGGCAUGCCUCGUUCCUAGGAGAACCUUCUCUCCCGCAGCAGGGACCAUGCACUCUCUCUUCUGGCCCAAGGCUCCAGUCCAUCCCUACCAUCACCGUCGGGCCACCAGAGAGUGAGAGUAUAAAUGCAUGCAAAUGUCUGCAUGUGUGUGUAACAGAAUAUGUGUAAGUAUGUGUAGGUAUGUGCAUGCGAAUGUAUGUAUGUGAGUGUGCACAUGUGUAAGCAUAUGUACCUAUAUGGAAUGUGUGUGAAUGCAAGUUAGGUGUAUAAGUGCAUAUGUGAGAGCAAGUAUACAUGAGUGUAUGUGUAUACAUGUGGGUUUUCCUGUGUGAGUACAUGUGCAUGUGUGAACAUGCGUAUGUGAGUGUGCAGAUGCAAGCAAGGGAGUGCAUGUGAGUGUAUAUGUGUGAAUGUGUGUGCGUGCGUGUGUGCACAUAUGUGUGUGCACAUGUGUGUGUGCAUGUGUGUGUGUGCACAUGUGUGUGUGCACUUGUGUGUGUGUGAGCAGCACAAGGGACUCAGCAAGGUAGGGUCCCUCGCUUCCACACCUUUGCAUGCCCUGCCACUUCUCAUCUGAAUGCCUCAGCCUUCAGACUUCUUACAGCCAGCCCCUCCCUACACCCUGGAAGAAUGCACACUGGGAAAGAAUGCACCCAGGUUCUUGGAUGCUGCAGGUGAGGCUGUGUGAGAGGAAAUGAUUCUACCGAGGAGUCACAGGGUACAAAGCUGAGCACCCAGGCCUGCCCCAAGGCCUCCCCAGCCUCAGAGCCCCACCUCUGCCCCCUCCUCCCUCUCAGUGCUGGAUUCCAUCUAAUAAUAAGCACUAACAUGGAGUAACUUCUUAGCAGGGGCUUUGCACAGUGGUUAUGGGAGCCAGACAGCCAAGACUUUAAUCUUCACUUGGUCACUUGGAAAAGUUUCUUAUCAAUGCCUCGGUUUGCUCAGAAGUAAUAUGUGGAAAACUGUGAUAGUUUUCUGCUACGGCUACAAAUACCUAAGAUGAUUAACUUGUGAAAAAAGGAAUAUUUCUUUCCACCUUCCCCCUCAUCCCAUGGCUAGGGAGUAAGAAGAAAAGAGGAUUCUCUCCAAGGGUCACCUCCAACGACCUGUGGCUUCUCACCACCUAACACAGCAAUGACAGUACCUGCCUUUAUCGGGUUGUUAUGAGGAUUAACUGAGCUUAUAUGUCCAGUGCUUGGCAAUACAGUAUUGGAGCAUCUCUGAUGUCCAGCAAUGUGGGCAGUGGCUUGUUCAUUGGCCUGGCUGGCACAGGGGCUGCUGGGGGCCUCGCUGUGGGUGGCUUUGAGUGGAACGCAACCUUCCUGCUUGUGGCCCUUGGUUGGAUCUUUGUCCCUGUGUACAUUGCAGCUGGUGUGGUCACUAUGCCACAGUACCUCAAGAAGCGAUUUGGGGGUGAAAGGAUCCAGGUGUAUAUGUCUGUCCUGUCUCUCAUCCUCUACAUCUUCACCAAGAUAUCGACUGACAUCUUCUCUGGAGCCCUCUUCAUCCAGAUGGCUUUGGGCUGGAACCUCUACCUCUCCACAGGGAUCCUGCUGGUGGUGACAGCUAUCUACACCAUCACAGGGGGCCUCACGGCCGUGAUCUACACAGAUGCUCUGCAGACAGUGAUCAUGGUAGGGGGAGCCCUAGUCCUCAUGUUUCUAGGCUUUCAGAAGGUAGGCUGGUACCCAGGCCUGCAGCAGCUCUACAGCCAGGCCCUUCCUAAUGUCACAGUCCCCAACACCACUUGUCACCUCCCACGGCCAGAUGCCUUCCACAUGCUUCGUGACCCCGUGAGCGGGGACAUUCCCUGGCCAGGGCUCAUUUUUGGGCUCACAGUACUGGCUACCUGGUGUUGGUGCACAGAUCAGGUCAUUGUGCAGAGGUCUCUGUCUGCCAAGAAUCUGUCCCAUGCCAAGGGAGGCUCAGUGCUGGGGGGCUACCUGAAAAUCCUCCCCAUGUUCUUCAUCGUCAUGCCUGGCAUGAUCAGCAGGGCCCUGUACCCAGAUGAGGUGGGCUGUGUGGAUCCUGAUGUCUGCCAAAGAGUGUGUGGGGCCCGCGUGGGAUGUUCCAACAUCGCCUAUCCCAAGCUGGUCAUGGCUCUCAUGCCCAUAGGUCUGCGGGGCCUGAUGAUCGCGGUGAUCAUGGCGGCCCUCAUGAGCUCCCUCACCUCCAUCUUCAACAGCAGCAGCACCCUGUUCGCCAUCGACGUGUGGCAGCGUUUCCGCAGGAGGGCCACAGAGCAGGAGCUGAUGGUGGUGGGCAGGGUGUUUGUGGUGUUCCUGGUGGUCGUCAGCAUCCUCUGGAUCCCCAUCAUCCAGAGCUCCAGCAGUGGGCAGCUCUUCGACUACAUCCAGUCUGUCACUAGCUACCUGGCACCGCCCGUCACUGCCCUCUUCCUGCUGGCCAUCUUCUGCAGGAGAGUCACAGAGCCUGGAGCCUUUUGGGGCCUCAUGUUUGGCCUGGGAGUGGGCCUUCUGCGCAUGAUCCUCGAGUUCUCUUACCCAGCCCCAGCUUGUGGUGAGGUGGACCGGAGGCCAGCCGUGCUGAAGGACUUCCACUAUCUGUACUUUGCCCUGCUUCUCUGUGGGCUCACUGCAAUCGUCACUGUCAUCAUCAGCCUCUGUACGACACCCAUCCCUGAGGAAAAGCUCACUCGCUUGACCUGGUGGACACGAAACUGCCCCACCUCUGAGCUGGAGAAGGAGGCCUGCGAGAGCCAGAGCGAGAGGGAGAGUGUGCCAGGGAGGUCUGAGAGACUGGGCCAGGAGAGCCUCUCAGGAAGAGUCGCCCCAGGGAACUGCAGCCAGGGCCCAGAGCAGCCCGGAGACCCAGCUCUGGCCGCGUCUAAAGCUUGUGGAAUGGGAAAAGAAGCCUGUGAGCCUGAACUUAGUACAGGAAAAGCAGCUAACCGGAGAGGGAAGAAUGACUUCAACAUGUCUCCUGGAGACAAAGAAGAGGCCAGAGCCAUUCCUAGAGGAGCAGGGAAGGAUGAAUGCUCCCUGUGGGUAGAGGCACCCAGGGAAGGAAAAGGAGGCACCUGGAGGACCAGAACCCACGCCAAGCCUGACCAGACAUCCUGCCACAAGGAAGAAGCUUCAUUGGGUGGGAGUGGGCUGCCUUGUGGACCACGACAGCCACUGUUUGGCUUGGGGAAAGGGUUUUAAAGGGUUGUUCUUGGGAGGGGUCUCUGCGGGUGACCCAGUUGCGAGCAGCAGAAUGUGACAGAGUCAUCAUCAGCUACCCUCCUGGGUAGGGUUGACUUUUGAGGCUGGAACAGUUCUGAAAAGUUUCUUUUCUUGCAACCCAAGCAUGAAUAUGCUCCGGGGGGAGGCUGACCCUUUAGCACUGAGUCAACCAUAAAGCCUCAAGAAAGAAUUCCACGCUCCAUGUCCUUCUAUC
This is a messenger RNA of Cavia porcellus (domestic guinea pig), 5054 nucleotides long. RefSeq names its product sodium/glucose cotransporter 4-like. Gene Ontology annotation, molecular function: D-glucose:sodium symporter activity. The record is from RefSeq and is a predicted model, not a curated record. The transcript has 15 exons. NCBI's taxonomy places the organism in Eukaryota, Metazoa, Chordata, Mammalia, Rodentia, Caviidae. Bases 2837 to 4819 code for a protein of 660 amino acids. Gene Ontology annotation, biological process: transmembrane transport. Gene Ontology annotation, cellular component: plasma membrane.